Paramecium pentaurelia is the source of this 1744-nucleotide messenger RNA. Lineage: Eukaryota; Ciliophora; Oligohymenophorea; Peniculida; Parameciidae. The record is from the annotation of a GenBank genome assembly.
AUGGGUAUUUGUGCCUCCUAAAGUGAACCUAAGAAAGUAAAGAAAUAAAAGAAUUAAUCUGUAACCAUGCCAUCUCUGUAGCCUCUUACUACUAGAGAACAAAAAACGAAUACAAUGCAAUUUUAAGAGCCUACUUCGAUUCAUAGAAUUACUACACCAAUUCGUCGUGUUUCACCUAAUCAAACCACAACUCCUGUUUAAAAAGCAUCACCAAAUAAUACAGCCACACCUAUCUAAAGGGUCUCUGUUUCUAAUCAUCCAACUCCAAAAACGAUGAUCAUCUAAUCAACAUAAUUACAAGAGAGGACCAGAAAUGGAUCUCUAUUAAAUCUACCUAUGAAAAGAUUGAGCACAAAGCCAGGUUAAAAAUCCAUUCAAUCUCCAGCAUCUAGAAACUAUUCUAUUGUUUCAGGAUAAUUUCACAGUAAAUAUUUUAUAUAAGUUUGAAGACAUUCAAAGUAAAACGGUCAUGUAACAUAAUGAGACUGGACAAUUAGUUAUAGUGGAAAUUCUUAAAUUUGAAAAUAGGAAUCAACAAUAUAUUGACAUGUUGGAUGAACUACGACUAGUAAUUCUCAAUAAUAAUAUUUUAAGGAUUAAAUGCAUAUUGUUAACAUUUUAGAUAUUCACAUUGAUUCACAUAAAAGAAAUUACUAAAUAGUUUAUGAACAUUGUCAAGGUGGACCUUUGUCUAAGUUUCUAGACUCAAAUUAAUUGGAAUACUAAACCAUAGGAUCUAUAUUUUAUCAAAUGGUAGAAGCAUUAGCAUAUGUUCAUUAAUUAGGCUACAGUCAUGAUGAAUUAACUAUUGAUAGUUUCUCAAUUUUUGAUGAUUUUUCAACACCCUUUAUCAAAUUAUCAGAAAUAAGAAGCAUCUAUUAAUUUAUGUAUCCUAAGAAUUCAGUACUCUAUGAACCACCUAAUUCACCUAAUCAUAAUCAUAAAGAUACCAAUAAACUUUAAAAUAUACAAACAAAAAAUAGAAGUUAAUCAAAUGAUAUCUGGGCAUUGGCUAUAAUAAUAUUAUAAUUGAUUAAUCAUUAAUUUCCAUUUGAAAUAGAAGAAAUCAAAAAAUUUAAACCACAAAUAGCUUUUGCUAAAUAAGAAUUAGAUAUCUAUCCUUUAUUAAUAGAAAUGCUUCACCAUAAUCCAAAUGAUAGAAUCACACUUGAUAAAUGUUUAAUUCAUCCUUAUCUAAUAAAAAUGAAAUAGAUUCAAUCUAAAGAUUAUAUAUAACCAUUUACAAAUAUCAUCUAAUCCAAAAAUAUGACUUAUUUACAUAAAUGUCUAUUUCAAUAUCUUCUAUCAUUAUAUGCAACAGAUCAUUUAAAAGUACUUACAAAAUUAUUUAGUACUGCUGAUCUUAACAAAGAUGGUUAAUUAAGUGAAAAAGAAUUAAAGCUAAUCUUUAAUUAAUAACCUUAAGAUUAUUAAUUUUAAAUAUCUGACUUUAUUAACAUAACUUUAGAAGAUUUCCUUUUAUUUGCUGCUGAUAAACAGCUUGUGCUUACUCAAGAUUGUCUUACAUCAAGUUAUAAGACUUUAUCAAGAUCCUAAAAUUAAAUCACUCCAAAAUUAAUUACCAAAAUUAUUACAGAUUGUGAUGAAGAUUAACUCUAAUAAGAUUUCGAUACUUAUAACUUAAAUUAUGCAGUAUAAAUAUAUAUUAAUAAUACAUUAGUUUUAAUAAUAAAAAUAUGAAGAAUUUCUGAAUAAUUACAAAUCUCCAAAACCUAUUAUUUGA